This is a messenger RNA of Pundamilia nyererei, 2140 nucleotides long. Its product is annotated as polypyrimidine tract-binding protein 3. NCBI's taxonomy places the organism in Eukaryota, Metazoa, Chordata, Actinopteri, Cichliformes, Cichlidae. Gene Ontology annotation, cellular component: nucleus. The transcript is spliced from 14 exons. The record is from RefSeq and is a predicted model, not a curated record. Gene Ontology annotation, biological process: mRNA processing. Bases 205 to 1704 code for a protein of 499 amino acids. Gene Ontology annotation, molecular function: RNA binding.
UAUCUGAGGUGUGUCCUCCAGACGCCAUGUUCUGUCGUGACGUCACCAAACGGGAAGUGAGCUCGUUGUUCUCCUUGGUGGCUGCCUGGCUGCGAAGGCUCGCGGACCAAAACAACUCCUUCUCUGCUGCGCUUCCUCCUCUUCCUCAGCACGGACCAUGGACGGGAGUCAGAGUUCAGCUCGUCUGUCAGCAGCUCUGAGAACAUGAGCUCCUCUCACCUGUCCACAGUGGAUGGCACUGAUAGACUGUGUGUUUCAGAGCGUGCUCAGUGCGUCCCAUCUCGGGUCCUUCACCUGCGUCAGCUUCCCCCUGACGUCUCUGAACAGGAAGUGCUUUCUCUGGCGCUUCCCUUUGGUCGAGUUAGUCAGCUGAUCACACUGAAGACAAAGAAUCAGGCGUUUUUAGAAAUGGCGUCAGAAGAAGCCGCUGUUACCAUGGUGAACUACUACACCUCAGCCACUCCCUCCAUCAGGAGUCAGCCAGUCUACAUUCAGUACUCCACCCAUCGCGAGCUCAAGACUGACAAUAUGACCAAUCAGAGGGCUCAGGCAACGCUGCAGGCCAUGAAUGCAGGAGCAGUGCACUCUGGGAACAUGGCUUCAGGUGGGGAGGGCCGGGGCAUAGCUCCAGGUCAGAGUCCCGUCCUGAGAAUCAUUGUGGAGAAUUUAUUUUACCCUGUGACUCUGGAGGUCCUCCAGCAGAUCUUUAGUAAGUUUGGCUCCGUGCUGAAGAUCAUCACGUUCACCAGAAACAACCAGUUUCAGGCUCUCCUGCAGUUCAGCGACACCGUGCAUGCUCAGCACGCCAAGGCUACUCUAGACGGUCAGAACAUCUAUAAUGGCUGCUGCACGCUGAGGAUCGACUUCUCCAAACUGAGCGUGCUCAACGUGAAGUACAACAACGACAAGAGUCGGGAUUUCACCAGAGCCGACCUGCCAAGCGGAGAGCUAGAGCCCGCCGCCACCUUCGGUGUAGCUUUGCCUCCGUAUGGAGCAGCGGCAUUCCCACCCACUUUCCACCAACACACAGGUCUGUCCAUGGCGCCCGUCCCCGGCUCGCUAGUGUCUCAUCCUCGCGUCUCGCUGCAGAUGGCGCCUCCUGCUGUCCAUUCGGUGCUGCUGGUGUCGAACCUGAACCCAGAGAACGUCACGCCUCACUGCCUCUUCAUCCUGUUCGGUGUUUACGGAGACGUUCAGAGAGUGAAAAUCCUCUUCAACAAGAAGGAAAACGCUCUUGUUCAGAUGAGCGACGCCACGCAGGCUCAACUCGCGAUGAGUCACCUGAACGGGCAGCGUCUCCAUGGUAACGUGAUCCGGGUGACGUUGUCCAAACACCCGGUGGUGCAGCUGCCUCGCGGAGGGGCUGGGCAAGAAGAACAAGCACUGACUCGGGACUUCUCAGGCUCUGCCCUCCACCGCUUCAAAAAGCCGGGCUCCAAAAACUUCAACAACAUCUUCCCUCCGUCAGCAACGUUGCACCUCUCCAACAUCCCCUCUUCAGUGAGCGAGGAGGCGUUGAAGGAUUUAUUUUCUUUGAAUGGAUUUGCAGUAAAAGCUUUCAAGUUUUUCCAGAAGGAUAGGAAGAUGGCGCUGAUGCAGCUGGCUUCGGUGGAGGAAGCCAUUGAGGCUCUGAUCGCCCUUCACGACCACCAGCUGGACCACAACCAGCACCUCCGGGUGUCCUUUUCCAAGUCCACCAUCUGACCUUUGACCUCUGAGCGGCCGCUCAGAGCGCAGGGCUUCUGAUUGGCCCGCGGCGCAGACAGACAGACCACGGGGAUAUCUUUCUGUGCCUACAGCAAGCCUCGUAUCAUGGUGGCAAAUGAUGUCACAACCGAGGGUCAUGGCCAUGGCUACAGAGGUUACAGAGCACAUUCCGGAGCAGACUGAGUAGCAGUGCAUUGUGGGUAAUGAAGUCCAUCAUGGAGGUGACGUCAGUUUGUGUUUGUUAAUGUGAUGCAGGAAACGAAAUCAGGAAGUAAAAAAAAAAAAAAAAAAAAGAAGGAAAAAAACCUGCCUUUUAUCAAAGGUUUACUUUAAAUUUAUCUUUAUUUAAAAUUACCAAUGAGCAUUAAGUAAAUUAUUAUAGAUAUUAUUUUUAAAUGAAAUGAAAUGAUUUGACCCUUUUUUAUGUUUAAAA